CCGCGAACUCCCACCCCGAUCCCGAAUUUCCCCUUUUUCUUCCAGGACGUGUUCGAGUUCAGCUACGCCAAAAUGCCGGACGAGCCGCAGGAUGCCGGAGCUCCCUCCGUGUCCACCCCGCUGCCCGUUCCCAAAUCCUCCUCCGAGGAAUCUUCCAGCGACGAGGACGACGAGGACGAGGACGAUGAAGACGACGAGGACGACGAGACCAGCACGGAAAGCUCCUCGGAGAGCGAGGAGAGCUCGGAUUCCGAGGAGGAACGAGCCAACCGGCUGGCGGAGCUGCAGGAGCAGCUGCGGGCCGUGCACGAGCAGCUGGCUGCCCUCUCGCAGGGCCCCGUGUCCAAACCCAAGAAAAAGCGGGAGAAGAGGAAGAGAAAGAAGUCAGAGAAGCACAAAGGGAGGGACGAGGAGACGAGGGCGAGGCAGGCGCAGCUCCGGAGGGCCCGGAAAGCCGGAGGCGGCGGCGGCUCCAAGAAUUCCAAGAAAUCCGCCAAACCUGCCCUGCCAGCCCCUCCAUCGCUCUACGAUUCCGAGGAGGAGGAGGAAUCCAAACCCAUGACCUACGACGAGAAGCGCCAGCUGAGCCUGGACAUCAACAAACUUCCCGGGGAAAAACUGGGAAGGGUGGUGCACAUCAUCCAGUCCCGGGAGCCUUCCCUGCGGGAUUCCAAUCCCGAGGAAAUUGAGAUCGACUUCGAGACCCUCAAACCCUCCACACUGAGGGAGCUGGAGCGUUAUGUCCUGUCCUGCCUCCGGAAAAAACCCCGGAAACCCUACAGCGAGACCAUGAAGAAGCCGGUGGGGAAGACGAAAGAGGAGCUGGCGCUGGAGAAGAAGAGGGAGCUGGAAAAGCGGCUCCAGGACGUCAGUGGGCAGCUGAACUCGGCCAAGAAACCCCCCAAGAAGGCCAAUGAGAAGCCGGAAUCCGCCCAACAAGUGGCAGCUUCCCGACUUUCCGCUUCCAGCUCCAGCUCCGAUUCCAGCAGCUCCAGCUCCUCCUCCUCCUCCUCCGACACCAGCGACUCGGAUUCCGGUUAGUUGGGAAUUCCCAGGGAUUCCCAGGAAUUCCCGGGCUCCGCAGGACCGGACCCGAGUCUCCCCCCCUGGAUUUUGGGGUGACUCCCACCCCCCCCUCCAGCACCGACGGACUUUGGGAAUGCAGGAGAAGAGGGGGGAGGAUCCCAUGGGAUGAGGUUGGGAAUUUUGGGAUUAUCCCGUUUUCCUCCUCCAGCGGAAUUUUACUGUUUGUUUUUGGGCUUUUUGUUGGUUUUUUGUUUUGUUUUGGUUUUUUCUUUUUUUUUUUUUUUUUUUUUUUUGG
This is a messenger RNA of Neopelma chrysocephalum (saffron-crested tyrant-manakin), 1321 nucleotides long. RefSeq names its product bromodomain-containing protein 2-like. The annotation marks the transcript as partial. The record is from RefSeq and is a predicted model, not a curated record. Gene Ontology annotation, biological process: regulation of DNA-templated transcription; chromatin remodeling. The transcript is spliced from 5 exons. NCBI's taxonomy places the organism in Eukaryota, Metazoa, Chordata, Aves, Passeriformes, Pipridae. Gene Ontology annotation, cellular component: chromatin; nucleus.